This is a messenger RNA of Nerophis ophidion (straightnose pipefish), 2254 nucleotides long. RefSeq names its product POU domain, class 5, transcription factor 3 (gene pou5f3). The record is from RefSeq and is a predicted model, not a curated record. Gene Ontology annotation, biological process: regulation of transcription by RNA polymerase II. The transcript is spliced from 5 exons. Lineage: Eukaryota; Metazoa; Chordata; Actinopteri; Syngnathiformes; Syngnathidae. Bases 174 to 1589 code for a protein of 471 amino acids. Gene Ontology annotation, molecular function: DNA-binding transcription factor activity, RNA polymerase II-specific; RNA polymerase II cis-regulatory region sequence-specific DNA binding.
GCGUUUAAUUGUGCUCGGCAGCCAAUAGGAGCGCAGCAAGGCUCAGAGCGCUUGGUGGGGCGAGGAGAACCUCCGCGGACCUCCAUGGACGACUAGCCGCGCUCCUGGGUGGUUAUGUUGGCCUUUUGCCGGACUUUUCUGGAGAAUUGCCGUUUGAGAGUGUCGGUUCCAAGAUGUCUGACAGAUCCCAGAGUCCGGGCACGGAGUGUCAAAGCCGGCCGUACGACUUCAGCCGCGCCUGCGCGCAACUUUUGGCCCCGGAGGUCCUGCACGGGCCCUCCACCUUCCAGCUGCCGGACGGGGGGCUGCUGUACAGCAAGCCCGCCUACGGGGCUCUGCCGCCGGCCAGCACGCAGAGCUUCUUCCCCUUCCAGGGCGGAGGCGGCAACGGCGACUACCGGGGCCCCGACCUCCAAGCAGUGGAUUUCGGCCAAGCCAAGCAUUGGUACCCGUUCCCCGCCCCCGAGUACACCGGGCAGGUACCCGGCGUGACCGCGACCAACCUCAGCCCCUCCAUCGCCGAGCCGGCUAAAAUCCCCGCAAUCAAGACGGAGAAGGACACCGGGGACGACUACUCCAGCGAGGCCAAGGUGCAGCAGUACCCGCCGGCCUCCGCCGCCAUGCCGCACGGCCUCUUCUACUCGGCCCCCUGGAACCCCUCCUUCUGGCCGGGCAUCAGCCACCUCACCCCGCCGGGCAGCAGCGGCAGCAGCCAGCAGAACCCGUCCACCUCGUCCGCCUCGUCCCCGUCCAUGUCUCCUUCCCCGCCCAGCAGCGGCGUCCCGGCCAACGCCUUUUUCGGCCUCAACCCGCCCCAAAGUGUCCCCGGGCCCGCGGGUCCCAACCCGGCCUCGUCAACCAGGAGCAGCGGCUCGUCCAGCGGCGGCUGUAGCGAUUCGGAAGAGGAGAACCUUUCCACGGAAGAACUGGAGCAGUUUGCUAAAGAACUGAAACACAAACGCAUCACUUGGGGCUUCACCCAGGCGGAUGUGGGCCUCGCUCUGGGCAACCUUUAUGGUAAGAUGUUCAGCCAGACGACCAUCUGUCGCUUCGAGGCGCUGCAGCUGAGUUUCAAGAACAUGUGCAAGCUGAAGCCGCUGCUGCAGAGAUGGCUCAACGAGGCCGAGACCUCGGAAAAUCCCCAGGACAUGUACAAGAUCGAGCGGGUCUUCGUGGACACCAGGAAGAGGAAGCGGAGGACCAGCCUGGAAGGCGCCGUCCGCUCCGCCCUGGAGUCUUACUUCGUCAAGUGUCCCAAACCCAACACGCAGGAGAUCACCCACAUCUCCGACGACCUCGGCCUGGAGAGAGACGUGGUGCGGGUGUGGUUCUGCAACCGCCGACAGAAGGGGAAGCGCCUGGCGCUGCCGCUGGACGAGGAAUGCGACGGUCAGUAUUACGAGCAGAGCCCCUCCCCUCUCAACAUGGCCGCCUCCCCCAUCCCCAACCAGGGCUACUCGGCCGCCGCCAACUACCCCGGAGCCCCGCCUCCCCCCGCGCCCGCGACACUUUACCUACCCUCUCUGCACCGGGCCGACGUCCUGAAGCAGGCGCUGCACGCCGGACUGGUUGGUCACAUGACCGGGUAGAUGACGGAUGCAUUUCGUAACCCUCAGGAGUUGACGAGCGCCAAAAAGGUCGGGUGUUGUUGCACGUUUUUACCAUUUUUGUCCUGUUUUAGAAAGAAAAAAAAAAAAAAAAAAAAGCUGAAGUCAAUCACCAGUUUUUUAUUCUGUUAAGUGCCUUUGUUUUUAUGUUUUACUUUUUUUCUUGUACAAAUUUGGAAUUGUCGAAAGAAGCUUCAUGAAUCGCAGUUCCGAAUGUAGCUUUAUUCUGCAGCCUACUGAAGACGUUUCCUGGAUAAAAGUAACUAGGUUGUCAUCGGUGCCUUUUUUUUAUUUUAAUUUUUUUUAUAUUUGUAACACGUCAAUGUUUUGUUUUUAAAAGUCACACCUGCUGCUAACCUUGUCUCCGCCUCCCUUGCACAUGUCUAGAAGUGUGACCUUGACCAAGGACAAACUAAUACUUUAAAUGUUGUUGCGUAUUUUGAAGCGACGUGCGUGUCUGCUGUGUAAGGACCAAGGAAACCGAUGCUCGUGUUUUGUCUGCAGGCAGAGCCCGGACCUAAACCGACUUGUAUUCAAUUAGCAAACGAGAAAUGUUGACCAAUCAGGUGAGACUUGAGUCUGAUUCCGAAUGUGACACGUGACCCAUUAUUUUUGUCUUUGCAGCAAAAUGAACUUUUUCUACUUUU